Molecule: messenger RNA, 4510 nt
Organism: Acanthaster planci (crown-of-thorns starfish)
Lineage: Eukaryota; Metazoa; Echinodermata; Asteroidea; Valvatida; Acanthasteridae
Biological process (GO): regulation of transcription by RNA polymerase II
Cellular component (GO): nucleus
Molecular function (GO): RNA polymerase II cis-regulatory region sequence-specific DNA binding; DNA-binding transcription activator activity, RNA polymerase II-specific
Source: RefSeq, a predicted model, not a curated record
UGAUGUCCGUCAGAAAUUGGCACAUUUAUCAUUCUUCACUGCCAGCCUGGGGCAAUGGCCAUUAUUACACCGAUAAUUAUAUCAUUUCAGCAUUGGCAGCUUCAGGGAAUCACCGGGCGUCCACAAUUACACAUCAAUCACUGAGCCAUUUUACAGAUGGGAAUCUUGUCGGGGGAGGGAUUGUAUCCAAAAGGCUCGGGGGUUUGUGUGCGUAUAUGUGUAUUCAUGUGUCUUCGUUUCGCCCAGUGGUGAUGGACAGACAUCAUUGGGAGAGUUGAGUUAGCAGGCAUCAAGUACAACGCCAACAGGAAUACAGGGCUCUGGUAGCAGUAGUUACAUCAGCUCUGGCUGACGAUGCCUGACCAAUGCACUGUGCACAUGGAGUGUGAAGAGUUUCUUAACGGGAAGUGAAGGUAAUGGUUGAACACGAGUAGGCCUGUGAUUGCAUCCCAUCAACCCCUUUGAGUGACUAGCCAGUCCGUACUAAAGCCUCUCGUGGCACGUCGUCGCGUUGCACCGACUGACGGGACUCAGAUCGCCCGACGAGGGAGGUUUUGUCACCUUGACGUGCGCAGCCUGCCAAAUUGACAGCGUGGCGAAGGACACGGAGGCUAGCCAGAAAUAACAAUUAAUUUGGCCGGGUGGAGUGUGUGUUGUCCCUCUGAAUGAGUGCGUGCUUCAACCACCCGCUGCUCCUGCAGGGACUGUCGAGGAUCUGGUUUGGACUGAAUCGUGAAAUGAUGCGGUCACAUGUGGAUGACAGUACUAUAAACCUAGAAGCCAAAGAUAUGGACCUGUCCAAAACCAAAGUGACCAAUGCAUCCACAGUGGCCAGACCACCUGGCCUCCUGGAUGACUUCCGGAAGUGCAUCGCUGGCUAUGAUGACACUGAUGUGCUGAAGGAGGAGAGUGUCCCCUUUGGUCUGCUUGAGGCCAAGUAUCCGAGGGGAACGGGACAAGAUGUGGGACCGGCCACGCGGAAGCGUAAACACGAGAAGGAGGAAGGCUUCCGGGAAGUGACACGCUACAACAUCUUAGAUGGUACCAUCUCGCACCACACGGAGCUGAGCGGCCUGAAAGCGGCCUUGCUGCGGCAAGAUGCGCAGGCCACGCCCUCGGAUAGCAAUGUCCUCAGAGCGCUCCUCCAGCAGUCUGGCUCCUUGGUCAGGCCUCGAACUCCUGAUGUCGACAGCGUCUCAGCGGGGAGCCCCAGCCAGGACCCGGAGUCCCCUGAGAAGUUCUACCCGUGCAAAGUGUGCAAGAAGAACUACGUCAGCAAGUCGAGUUUGCGGAAGCACUUUUGCAUGCCGGGCGUGGGGCCCAGCAAUGCCCCCGGCGUGCCUUCUCAGCAGCUCAACGAGGAUGAGAUGAGUCCCAGCACAGCGAUACAUGCCAAGGACGAACAGUAUAUGAUGAAUGGCUCUGUGGGAUCACCAGCGCUCCUCACACCAGUUCCAUCACCCUACGACGAUGCAGAUAAAGGAGAUGAUAUGGCCGAAGAUGGUUCCCUGACUCCUGGGGAGUUAGCCAUUGAUACUGAAUAUGGGAAGAGAAUCGAGGAAGAUGCCAUGGGACCCAUCUACUCAUGUCCCUUGUGUAGUAUGACAUUUAGGCAUACCAGUCAGUUAAUGCGUCAUCGUCGCACUCACACCAACGAACGUCCCUUUGAGUGUGUAGACUGCCAUCAAGCCUUCCGACGUAAGUGCCAUCUCAAACGCCACUGGCAGCGCAUCCACAGUGGUGAGAAGCCCUUCAAGUGCGCCAUCUGCGGCAAAGCAUUCAGCGACCGGGACCACCAGCGCCAGCACGAGACCAUCCAUGGCCCCGAGACCUACCCAUGUUUCCACUGUCGCUGCGUCUUUCCCUCUGAGACGUACCUCAUCCAGCACCUGUCUGAGAACCCCGACUGCAAAGCGGCAUUCGCCCGGGACGGCGAGGCCCCGCCCAAGCGCACAAGGGGCAAGCACAAGGGCAUGAUGACGUCUUACAAGUGUGGCCUAUGCUUUGAGCAGUUCAAGAAGCUGCGGCAGAUCCAGACACACCAGCGGGUGCGCCACCACGACGUCUUCGAGAAGAAGUACAAGUGCAACCUCUGCGGGAAGGGGUUUGACCUCAUCUCGGACUUGACACACCACCGGAACAAUCAUGCAGUCCGGAGCAAGCUGGACGUGGACAAGAACGGAGACACUGGCUACCGCCCGCAGCCGCAUCACCAUCACCACCACCAUCAUCACCAGCCCUCCUCAGCUGCAACAACGUCCAAAGCUGUGCAGAACAAGGCCGAGCUCCUGCAGAUGUUGCAGCAGCUGGAGAGACGCAUCCAGCAGCAGCAACAGCAGGUCAAGAAGAUCGAGAGCCAACAGGAAGAGAUUGAGAACGAGGAUAGUGACGGAGAACAGGCCAAUGCUGAGCCUCAAAACCCUCACAGCCAAAUCCGCUACAUCUUGGAAACAUCCCGCUUGGGUGAGGGCCAGUAUGGCCGCAUCGACGGCGAGGGUGCCGUUUACCAAAAUGGUCAUAGCGAGGCCCGGGCCACCGCCCCAGUCUCCCCGAGGUCGGAGGCGGGAGCCAUGGAUCUCUCUCUCAGUCGAAAUGCCUUAGAAGGAGGGGAGGACCACCACAGUCCGCACGGCAGAGCCUCCACUUCCGCCGCAGACAGUAUCCCCAAGCCUUCCUCCACCCUGCUGGACCUCAUGACCAACAACCGCCACAAGUGCGAACAGUGCGGCAUCUCCUUCCUCCUGUACUCGGAGUUCCGGGCUCACCGGAAGCGGCACGAGAGAGCCCGGGUGGCCAUAAAGCAGGAGCCCAUGGAGACAUCCGAGUACCUGGACAGCAACCCGGACGCCGACAAGAGCUUGUGCCGAGACUGCUGCAAUCAGAACGACCCCACCAGCUCUUCCCUGUCUACCAGCACGAGCCCUCCCCAUUCUCACAUCAGUAAUUCUGCAAGGUGCUUCCAUCACCAACAACGUAACACAGUAGCCAAGACUCAGGAGGCCAAUGGUCAAGAACUACACUACCCCCGCACCAGAAGCAGAUCAAGGUCAUGUGACAUGAUGCCCUUGUCAGAUCAAAGCCGCGAUCAAGAAAAUAAGGCCCGAGCCGCCCAGUCGCCGAGCCACGACCGAGUGCUAUCCUGUGAACAGUGUCUGCUCCUCAAGAAACAGCUCGUCAAGGAACGGAACGACAAGAAGGCCAUGCGGAUAGAGAUCGAGCGGCUUCGUGAGGCAUUGGUGAGUUUUGCCGAGGCCGCAGCCAAUCAUGCAUCGCCGCUGCGAAGCAGUAGCGAGCUGAUGGCGCUUUUCAGUAAACACAUUGAGAGAAACAUGGACGAGAGGGAAAUUGUGUAAGAAGAAUGAGGCUUCCAUGGACACCCUCCCUCCCUUAAAAAGACAAGAAACGAUUCCAAAACAGCGUUACAGUUGAUUUACAAGAGGAAAGCAAUUUUUUUAGGAAACCCUUGCUGUGCUCUGAUCACGGUUUUUGGAUAGCAGCAAAUAAAUUUUGCUGUAGUAGUGGGUAUUGCAAUGUAGCAUUUUUAGGAAGUUAAAAGGAACAAACUGGAGUAUUUUGCAAGAAAUAAGUAACGAGGUACUCUGUAUUAAUGUGGGCCGCCAGCAACCCAUGCCAUGAUUUGUACUAUACUUGUUUUGAAAAUACAUGUACCAGUAAUUGUUGGAAAUCUGUGGUUGCUAAGGAUGGUCGCCAUUGUGAGCAUGGCAUGAUGGGAUAGGUGCAAGAUUAUUUCUUGUCAAAUACACUUUUAUAUAUAUUGCCUAAACAACAAGUUUAUAUCAAGAAAGUAUACUAUAGAAAGUAGGUAUAAAGCCGUACAAUUUUUUUAAAUAAGAAAAAUUCCAUAAUGGAUUUUUUUCCAUUAUUUAGUACUGAUAUAAAAAAGUUGAAAGAAAUAUUUUUGAAAUACAAAGAAUUUUUUAAAAAGUAUUAAACUAUAAAUAUGUUGCAUUUAGUUAGCAAGUACACAACUAACAUGCAUUCUUUAGUACAAAAAAAUGCAAGUUUUUGUAAGAGUCUCUUUUUAUGUUAGUGAAGUAGUGAAUGCAGAUAAUAUUGUACCAAAGAAGUUCAAAAUACAUUACUCAAAAUAGUUAAGGACCGCUUUUUAUUUUGCCACUUGACUUUUCCCUAAAACUGUCCAUUUUGAUAAAUGUGCAUUCGAUGUUUUGAAACAUUUCUUAAAUUUUUUACUCCAAUGAGACCACCAUCUAGACAAACACAAGAGUGAAUGAACUAGACUCCACUCAUUGCUUGGAAAAAAAAUUACAAGUUAAGAAAAAAGGGGUCCUCAACUUUUUUGGAGUUGUAUGCUGUCAGAUUUGUGCUUAUGUACCAGAGUGUUUAGAGGUGUCAUUUAGCUUGACUAGAGGUCAAAACUUUGUCCUUCGGUUCACCUUUAAUACAUGCGAGUCACUGAUUAACCACUUGCUGCCGGGGUGGUUUGAAAAAUGUAGUGCGCACAAACGGGACAUUUUCAAGAUUUUCAGUG